Baudoinia panamericana UAMH 10762 is the source of this 1672-nucleotide messenger RNA. RefSeq lists its product as uncharacterized. The record is from RefSeq and is a predicted model, not a curated record. Gene Ontology annotation, molecular function: allantoate transmembrane transporter activity; dipeptide transmembrane transporter activity. Gene Ontology annotation, cellular component: plasma membrane. The coding region runs from base 61 to 1611 and encodes 516 amino acids. The transcript is spliced from 4 exons. NCBI's taxonomy places the organism in Eukaryota, Fungi, Ascomycota, Dothideomycetes, Mycosphaerellales, Teratosphaeriaceae. Gene Ontology annotation, biological process: tripeptide transport; dipeptide transport; transmembrane transport.
CUCUCCUUUGUCUCGUUUUAUCGUGUCCGUCGAUAGCUGGGCCGGCUUCAGAGGGUAGCUAUGGCUGUGCAUACAGAAGAGCCGAAGGCGCUAGACACGACUGAUAUUGCCACGGCUUCGCCAGACUCGCCUCAACUGGCCUCAAGCGCCGCUUCAGACCUGGACGACAAUUAUGAUCUGUAUAAGCAAAGCGCGGGUGAAGAUCUUGACCCGAACGAAGCGAAGAAAGUCUUGCGGAAGAUCGACUUCCGUGUCGUGCCGGUUUUGUUCAUCAUCUAUCUCUUGCAGUACCUGGACAAGAACGGUAUUAACUAUGCUUCUGUCUACGGCUUGCAAGCGGGCACUCACCUGCACGGGCAGGACUAUGCCUGGCUCUCGAGCAUUUUCUACUUCGGCUACCUGGUCUCGCAAUACCCAUGUGGCUACCUCCUCCAGCGCCUCCCGCUCGCCAAGGUUAUCGGCGCUACGACGCUAGGGUGGGGCGUUAUCCUCAUCACAACGCCGGCAUGCUACAACUUCACCGGGAUCGCCAUUAACCGCUUCCUUCUCGGUGCCGUAGAGGCCACGGUCAAUCCGGGUUUCGUGCUAGUCAUGUCAAUAUGGUACACUUCAGCCGAGCAGCCGCUGCGGCUGGAGUCUUACUACUGCACCAACGGCAUAGCUACAAUGUUCGGUGGCUUGAUCGGUUAUGCGGUUGGCCACAUCAAGACCGGACUGCCGCGCUGGAUGUACGUCUUCCUGAUCUUCGGAGCCUGUUCCAUCGCAGCGGGUAUCUGGUCUCUCCUCGUACUGCCGGAUCAACCUUCGACAGCGAAGUUUCUAAGCGAGCGGGAGCGUACGGUAGCUGUCGAGCGCGUGGCAGCGAACCGGCAGGGCGUGAAGAACCGCCACUUCAAGACUCGCCAACUCUGGCAGACACUGUACGACCCUAAGACCUGGAUUCUCUUCGUAAUGGCCGUUGGCGCUCAGGUGCCCAACUCAGCCAUCACCUCGUUCACCUCGCUCAUCAUCAAGGGUUUUGGGGUUGGCACACUCGGCACACAGUACCUUCAAAUCCCAGGUGGAGCGAUUCAAUUUGUAGCCCUGCUGGCCGGAGGCUUCAUCUGUAGCAGGUGGCCUAACACUCGCUGCAUGGUAAUGAUUGCCGCGAACGCCAUUUGCAUCUGCGGCGCUGCCCUGCUUGUCGGCUUGCCCACCACCAACAAAUGGGGUCGGCUGGUUGGGCUGUGGCUCUGCUAUUUCCAGGGCCUGGGCUUCAGCAUGUCAUUAACCAUAAUUUCAUCGAACAUUGCGGGCUCGACCAAGAAGCAGCUCACUGGUGCAAUCCUCUUCACGGGUUAUUGCGUGGGCAACAUCAUCGGCCCCCAAACGUUCAAAAGCAGCGAAGCGCCCUAUUACCACUCCGCAUAUAUUGCAAUGUUGGUAGGUUAUACGGUCAAGCUGCUGAUGGUAGUUGUACUUUAUGUCUAUAUGUGGUCAGUCAACAAGAAAAGAGAUAGAGAAAUGAUGGCCGAGGGGGGCCUUGGUAAUGAGGAGGAAAAGGCGGCCAUCGAAAGAGGCAUGCAUGAUAUGACCGAGCUGGACAACAAAGGCUUUCGCUACGUACUGUGAAGGCUUGGCCUGGCUCCCAAAGGAGAAGGCUUGUGAUGUCUUGAUUUUGGUGCAAAGUGAC